AUGAUAAAUGGCAUGGCUUUGACAGAUCAGAGGCAACCAAGUGCCAUGGAGUUGGCCGCAGUGGCGGUGUCUUCUUCCUCAAGCUCUCUUCCUUCAAGAGGAGGAACAAUAGGUCAAGUCAAGGAUCCUAGAGUUUGGAUCCGAGAGGAGUAUCGACGUUUGGAGACUGAGUCCUUCUCAACUUCUGUGAAUAAUCUCCCAGAAGACAUAUUGAAGAGAGAACUGUUUCAACUGUUUAGUUGGAUUAGAUGCAUAAAUGACAUAUACUUAUCGAGAAAACAAAAGAAUGGUGGUAUAUAUAUUUUUGCGUUUAUUCGAUACACAACGAAAGGAGCGACUUUAAAGGCUAUAGUAGAGAUGAAUCGUAUGAGAUUAAGAGGCAAGAUUGUCUUCAUGGGGAAAGCUAAAUAUAGGAGAAGUUCUGAGGUAAAAGACACGAACAAGAUCCAUCACAGAGGUGAGACUCGAAAUGCUCUGGCUCGUCAAAUGCCACAAGAAAGAGAAGAGACCCAGAAAACCUCCGCUAUCUCCAAUAAAGAUUUGACGAAGGAGAAAAUAGUUCAAGAUCCACAUGGGAAAGGGUGGACGAAGAAGGUGAAAGUGGCUGUGGCAAAAGAAAACUUGGUCUAG
Arachis duranensis is the source of this 630-nucleotide messenger RNA. RefSeq lists its product as uncharacterized. The record is from RefSeq and is a predicted model, not a curated record. Gene Ontology annotation, molecular function: RNA binding. Lineage: Eukaryota; Viridiplantae; Streptophyta; Magnoliopsida; Fabales; Fabaceae. Bases 1 to 630 code for a protein of 209 amino acids. The transcript has 2 exons.